AAGAGUGGGACCUGGCAUGGAAAAAGAAACAAGCUUCCAGCUGGCCUGCACCCAGGGGGGUCCCGGAGCCUUGCGGAACCCUCGGUGAGGAGGGGGUAACUCAGAACCUGCUUCAGGUUGCUGGAGUUCCUGGGACGUGGAGUGUCCACAACUCCUGAUGUGUGUGUGCAGCGGGGCAAUGUUAGAACUUUUCAGGACAACAAAAUGCAGAGAUCUCUCCCCGCAGGCCCAAGAAACUUUGUCUUUGAGUUGGAAUCACUGGCACUAAGCUGGCCUAGCACGUCAUAGGUGGAAGGCAUGGUCCCCACCAAAUCUCCCGUUAAGCACGAGGCCCCAAGAAUAAACUCCCGGAAAGGGAGGGACCCCAGAUCCAAAAGCCAGUCUUGUUUGUAGGAUCUCAGCCCCAACAGGUGAGGGCUGAAACCAGACCAGAAGCAGGUGGGCAACGCUAUGACAUGGGUGAAACCAGGACCUCCGAAAGGGUUCUCUGGUUCCCAGGAAGGGAGCUAGAGGGGCAGUUGGCAACAGUUUUAUCCCUUGAGUUGUCUCCCCUUGCCCUGGUGACAAGGGCCUGGGGUUCCUCCUCACCUGUAGUUUGCUGCAAAGGUUGGGAGCUAGCAGUGGUGGGCUCUUUCCCACUCUGUCCUUGCUUCUUGACAUCUCGCUCUUUCCUGGGGACUGGACUAACCUAGUGACUCCCAGCACAGUUCAGGAAGAAUUUCCAGGUGACCCAGAGCUGACUGUCGGGUAGAAUUUGGACAGAUCAGCUGUAAACAGGGAAGUUACACCUUUGUCUUGAGCCUUCCAAAGUCCACAUCUUCUAGAAGGCCCACCUAUGGCCACAAGGACACAAUGGCCGCCGUGAUCUGUUUACCAGGCAGUCUUGCUCUCCAGUUAGGAGCCUUAGAGUGACCUGGGGACCUCCCAAGGCCUUGCUUGUCUUAGGAUUUAUUAGGGUGAGGAGUGGGGAAGACCGCACAGAUGCCCCUAACUGCUGCUUGACCUUGGUGAGACCUUGGACCCCAGUCUUUCUAUCUUCUGUGGGGCAUGACCUUGGCACUGUACGGCCGCCUGAGGGGUGGGGGAAACAUGGCUGCUGGGCAUGGGGCAGAGGCAGAGCUGUGUGGUUUCCCUCUUCCCCCAACCCCAUCAGUCCUGGGCUGGCUGCCCGCUCUUUUUCCCCACAGAGCUGGGUUUCCCUGGGGACCAGUGGCUUGGCCUAGCCCCACACCCACAGCCCCCUCCGGGCCACAACCCAUGCUAGAAGGGGGGCUGGACCCUCCUGGACACUGGCCCUCCGUGCUCUGCAGACCAAGGCCCAGUAGCCUCUCUCUAUCUCUGGGCUGGGAGCAAGGAGCAGUGACUCCCACGGAAAGAGGUCCUAAAGCUGUCUAGCUGGCAUGGCAGCUCCAGCGUCUCUGAGGGCCAUAGGGGGUCCAGUCCUCCAGGGCACGUCCUAGACCUUGGACAGCUGGACAGCCUGCCAUCGUGCUCCCACCAGCCAGGCCAGAUCCCAGGCCACCGUUCACCAUGGGCGGCUGCUUCUCCAAGCCCAAGCCAGUGGAGCUCAAGAUUGAAGUGGUGCUGCCGGAGAAAGAGCGGGGCAAGGAGGAGCUGUCAGCCAGCGGAAAGGGCAGCCCCCGGGGUUACCAGGGCAACGGCACAGCACGCCACUUCCAUGCCGAGGAGCGGCUGCCCACCCCACAACCCUAUCCCAGCCCUCAGGACUGUGUGGAGGCUACUGUCUGCCAUGUCAAGGACCUCGAGAAUGGCCAGAUGCGGGAAGUGGAGCUGGGCUGGGGAAAGGUGUUGCUGGUGAAGGACAAUGGGGAAUUCCAUGCCCUGGGCCAUAAAUGUCCUCACUAUGGAGCGCCCCUGGUGAAAGGUGUACUGUCCCGGGGACGUGUGCGCUGCCCCUGGCAUGGUGCCUGCUUCAACAUUAGUACUGGGGACCUAGAGGACUUCCCAGGCCUGGACAGUCUGCAUAAGUUCCAGGUGAAAAUUGAGAAGGAGAAGGUGACCAUUCGGGCAAGCAAGCAGGCCCUGCAGCUGCAGCGGAGGACAAAGGUGAUGGCCAAGUGUAUCUCCCCAAGUGCUGGCCACAGCAGUAGCACCAACGUGCUCAUAGUGGGUGCAGGUGCUGCUGGCCUAGUGUGUGCAGAAACACUGAGGCAGGAGGGCUUCUCAGACCGGAUUGUCCUUUGCACACUGGAUCGACAUCUGCCCUAUGACCGGGCCAAGCUCAGCAAGUCCCUGGAUGCACAACCUGAACAGCUGGCCCUGAGACCCAAGGAAUUCUUCCGGGCCUAUGGCAUCGAGGUGCUCACUGAAGCUCAGGUAGUCACAGUGGACGUGAGAAAUAAGAAGGUUGUAUUCAAGGAUGGCUUCAAGCUAGAGUACAGCAAGCUGCUGCUGGCACCAGGAAGUAGCCCUAAGACCCUGACCUGCAAAGGGAAAGAUGUAGAGAAUGUGUUCACCAUCCGCACGCCCGAGGAUGCCAACCGCGUGCUGCGGCUCGCCCGGGGCCGCAAUGCUGUUAUUGUGGGAGCAGGCUUUCUGGGGAUGGAGGUCGCUGCUUAUCUGACUGAGAAAGCCCACUCAGUAUCUGUGGUAGAGCUGGAGGAGACACCCUUCCGGAGGUUCCUGGGGGAACGUGUUGGUCGUGCACUUAUGAAGAUGUUUGAAAACAACCGGGUGAAGUUCUAUAUGCAGACAGAGGUGUCAGAGCUGCGGGCUCAAGAGGGCAAGCUGCAGGAGGUGGUGCUGAAGAGCAGCAAAGUUCUGCGGGCGGAUGUCUGCGUGUUAGGCAUUGGUGCGGUGCCUGCCACAGGCUUCCUGAGGCAGAGUGGCAUUGGUCUGGAUUCCCGAGGUUUCAUCCCAGUCAACAAGAUGAUGCAGACCAACGUCCCGGGAGUGUUUGCUGCAGGUGAUGCUGUCACCUUUCCUCUUGCCUGGAGGAACAAUCGGAAAGUGAACAUCCCACACUGGCAGAUGGCUCACACCCAGGGGCGGGUAGCAGCUCAGAACAUGCUGGCACAGGAGGCUGAGAUCAACACGGUACCCUAUCUGUGGACUGCCAUGUUCGGCAAAAGCCUUCGCUAUGCUGGCUACGGAGAAGGCUUCGAUGAUGUCAUCAUUCAGGGGGAUCUGGAGGAGCUGAAGUUUGUGGCUUUUUAUACCAAAGGUGACGAAGUGAUUGCUGUGGCCAGCAUGAACUACGAUCCCAUCGUAUCCAAGGUGGCUGAGGUGCUGGCCUCAGAACCGGUGACAUGUCUUGGCUCACAGGGAAAGGAUCCUGAGCUCUCAUGUGGUGGACUUGGGCAGGUCUCUGGGCUACCAAGGUCAGAGACGGAAGUCCUGGGGCAAGUGCCAAUCUCCAAAUUCCCAGGAUCCCUCACGGUGGAAUCUGAGUCCUCCAAGGCUUGCCUUGAACUGUCUGCCUCGAGUCCAGACAGGCUACGGCAGCCUCCGGAAGAUGGUCCAUUCCCAAGGCCUCAACUGUCACUGACAGCUGGGUGUAGAGGCAGGACAGGCUCUGCCUCGGUCUCCUCUACUAGGACGAUUUUCCCAGCAAGCCCCUUCAACAUUACCUUAAAAUUAAAACGCAUGUCUCAGCAGAACUGCGUCCCAGUGUAAUUGGGCUGACACUUAGAGCCAGGCAUGAUGUGACACAUCUGUAAUAGCUGCACUCAGGACA
Molecule: messenger RNA, 3697 nt
Organism: Mus pahari (shrew mouse)
Lineage: Eukaryota; Metazoa; Chordata; Mammalia; Rodentia; Muridae
Gene: Aifm3
Product: apoptosis inducing factor mitochondria associated 3
Exons: 20
Coding region: 1531-3636 (701 amino acids)
Biological process (GO): execution phase of apoptosis
Cellular component (GO): mitochondrion; cytoplasm
Molecular function (GO): oxidoreductase activity, acting on NAD(P)H; 2 iron, 2 sulfur cluster binding; flavin adenine dinucleotide binding
Source: RefSeq, a predicted model, not a curated record